Molecule: messenger RNA, 6352 nt
Organism: Piliocolobus tephrosceles (Ugandan red Colobus)
Lineage: Eukaryota; Metazoa; Chordata; Mammalia; Primates; Cercopithecidae
Gene: LGI4
Product: leucine rich repeat LGI family member 4
Exons: 11
Coding region: 4065-5678 (537 amino acids)
Biological process (GO): neuron maturation; myelination in peripheral nervous system
Molecular function (GO): protein binding
Source: RefSeq, a predicted model, not a curated record
CCCACCCUGCAGCACAUGUAGGGCUGGCCUGGCUGGGGCCUCUGGGGCAGGGUGGAGGCCAGAGACGGGUCUUACCUCUGGUGGGGAGAAUCAGGCCAACGAUGGUGAGAAGACACAGGCGACCAAAGGGCGACAUCUGUGGGACCAGGCGAUGCUGGGGUCAGCCACGAUGUCAGCGAGGCCGGCCUCUGGCAGCCCCCGGGGAUCCUGCAGCCCCUUCCCUGCCCUGAGCAAACACCUCUGGCUUCCAGGACCCCCUGCCAGGGCAGACGGCUGGCCUCAGGGGAAAGGGGAGGGUCUUAGGUGGGGAUAUCAAACAGUCACCCUGCUUCCUUCCCCUGCAGGUCCCCAAAGAAAACAAGAAGCAACAGAUAAAUGGAUCUCCCAGCAGCUGCAAGGGCCGGCAGGCACUCCUGAAGCAGAGAAGCACCUCCCUGCGCCUUCCGCCAGGCGCCUAUCCCUCACUAGGACUGACGCAAGGAGGGGACUGGGGCAGAGGAGUAGAUAGGAGGCCUCUUCCCUCCCCCAGGGGCCCAGAGCCCAGGAGUCGGCAAGGAGGGGAAGGAGGAAGAGUGAGUAACGCCUCCUGCGCUCAGAGGAAAAAGGACCCUGAAAUCUUCCAGAACGUCUCUGGCCGCAGACCCACCCGCUCCCACCCUGCAAGCUCAUCUCUUCCCGUCUGCUACCACCACGGUGCAGGACCAGCCACCCGGUUGCCAUAGCGACCUGUCCGAGCAUCCCUUCUCCCGGGACUGCCACUCUCCAACCGCAGGUCUGGCACAGGACGCCCGCCGGGGAGGGGGUGUCCCAGAGACCCGGAGGGGCGAUCAGGGGGGCUGCAUUACAAGGGCCUCCGCCCACAGGAGGAGCAGACCUCCCUCCCCCCACUCCCUUGCCUUACCAUUGCUGAAAUCUCCCGACACCCUCUCUCCUAGGCUCUCAGAUCCCGGAGCCCCCCUGCAACCCCCUCCCCAGACGACGCUCACCCUUUGUGGGGGUCUGGGUCGGGGUCGCCAUGCUGGGCCGGAGCAGGGGGCUGCUGGAUGCUUUGGCGGCGAAGGCGCGCUGCAGCAGCUGGAAGCAGGACGGACCGAUAUGGGGGGGAGCUGGGGGGAGCCCUGGCGUGGGGGGGCCUGCAGCCAAUGGGGGCCCGGGGAGCCCGCCCCCGUGCAGGCCACCCCCGCCCCCGCCCCCGCCCACCACCGUCGUCCCCGCCCCUUCCUCUAGGGUGGGGCGCCCCCUGCUGGGGUCCAGGGGCGCUGGGCUUUCGCGCUGAGGGACCGAGACCGACAAAGUGCAGUCGAGAGGAACGCACGUUUUAUUGGAAGUCUGGGCGGCAGGGGGAGUCUGUGGGGGCAGGGCUGGGGAAGGGGCGGCGGAGGGGGCGGUGGGCACGCAGGUGGAGCAUGGGAGACGUCAGGUGCCAGGGGAGUCCUGUGGGAUGAAAAGGGUGAGUGAAAGGCGAGGGGGGAAGUCCAGCACCACCCCUCGCCGCCCUGCAACCCUGGCACUUGGCCCCCUCCCUCUCCCGCCUUUCCUUCCUCCCUCCUUCCCUCCCACCGCCGUGUCAGAGCUGCAGCACCUGGCCGGAUUCCAUCGCGCCAGGUGUUUCUACCGCCUGCGGGUGGACAGACCUGGGGGGAACACGGAGGUCGGGGGUCAUCAGGAGGGGCAUCCCCAGCUCCUGGGCAGGCGGGGCAACUCCCCUCCCUCCGCUUUCAGAUCCAGCCCCUCCCUCUACGCAGCCAGGGAGGGCCAGGAAAAGGGGUCCUUGGAACCAGCCCUCUCCCCAAAAUACCCGCAGUCUCCCCAGACUCACGGCGGAUGGAGCUGCGGAAAGUUCCCUCCUCUUCAUCGGGUUCCCCAGUCCUGGGAAGACAGAGGCAGAGGGAUUUCGGGAUGGAAAGGUGGAGAGGCUGCCCUUCUAGGAACCCCCAGUACACGUCUCCUUUCCCAGACCGGUGUAACAAGGCCCAGAUAUGGACGAAGAACAGGCUCGGGGUCCGCCAGAAAUAAGAAGCACCCAGGAGCAGCUUAAGUGCUUGGCAGGGGGCUUCCAAGCCGGUUAACAGGACUUUGUUUAUCAUACCCGAUAGUCAGCAGAGGAAACCAAGAGCUGAAGGGCAUGGCUCAAACCACAAGCUGCUGGGGUCUGCUCCUCUAGGACCUGGAUCCGGAGCCCACCCCCAAGCCUGCCGACCACUGAGGGAUGCCCACCUUGUGCUGAACCCCAAAAGGAUGAGUUGCCUCCAUCACCUGAGUCCUCUCCACAACUGGGAAGUGGGUGCCACGAUUAUCCCCAUUUUACAGAUGGGAAAACUGAGGCCACACAGGACUGGGCCUGCAACCCAGAUCUGCACGACCUCCAAGCUGUUAAGCCCCCUUAUCCUCCAACGAGGCUUCUGGGUGUGGGCGUCAGUGUUGAAAGAGCCUGCAUGCAUUCCUCAAUCACAGGGCGAGUCUCGUCCUCAGGUGAUGAGGUGGUACAGCCUAGGGGUUAGGUUUAAAGCUGACCAGAGCCAGGAAACUAAUCACAUAACUUCCUUGUGCCUUAGUUUCCCCCUCUGUAAAGCAGGGAUAGCAGUACUGCCCAUCUCACAGGGUGGCUGUGAAGGCUGAGUGAGUAUAAACAUUGCUACUAUUUCAUGUUAGCUAACAAGUGUCACUUACUUAUUUUUCUGAUUUAGUGGACAGAAUCUAUCCAAAUGACUGAAAGCUUAGUCCAGAUUAAAACAACCAAUUAUCCAUCUAUCCAUGAACGCUCAUCUCCAAAGAAAGAAUGCAAAAUAACCUGGAGCAGCCCUGGAGCUGGAUGCCUGGGUUUGAAUCCUGGCUGUGCCCUCAGCUGAGUAACGUAGGGUUCAGCCCCUGACCUCUGUCUCCACUUCCUCCAGCUGUAAAGUGGUGGUGAUAACAGCACCAACCUCAGAGGGCUUUGGCAAGAUCAGAAUGAGUUAAUAGAUGAGCUUUUAGGACAAGGCCAAGCUCGGAGUAGACACUGAAGAAGGGGUGGCAUCAUCAUCAUCUUCUUCACCAUCAUCAUCAUCCAUCUUCAUCAUCGUCAUCAUCAUCAUUAUGUCCUCGGGUUGGUGCCACCUCCCCCAGUGGGUGUUGGGCACUUGAGGGUUAAUUUCAGAGUAGGGGAGGGAGGCUGUGGGCUUGGGGCAGAGCAGAGGUCCUGCCGAGUGUGACCACCAGAGGGAGCAGCUGGACCUGAACUGGCCCCACUGACAGCGCCCAUCACACCCUCCUGGAGCCAAGGGAGGGGGCUGGCGGAGAGUGGCCAGGAAGGGAUGUCCCCAGCCCCCAGGGGCCUCUCCUCCCACCCCGCUCCAGUCUGCAGAGCCAUCCGGUCCCCACCCUGGUGACAUCGUCCUCCUGCUCCCUCAAUAGGGUUGAGUGGGGAAUCUGGGGAGGGGGCUGGCGUGAGUGGUGGGACGGCUCCAGCCCUGGUGGCCCCUCCCCCUCCUGUGGGGCUGCCCAGUCCCUUCCCCAAGGCCGACCUUCUCAUGGCCUCUGACCCCCUCCUCCUUCCCACCCUACUCUGCCGGGUGCACCCGGUGUCCAGCGAACCCCUUUCCCAAACCUUCAGGGAGAAGGGACGUGGGAGGAGGCAAAGAAAUUACAGGCAGGGAGCUGGAAGGGGGGGAAGGAGACAAGAAAUCAAGACACCAGGCAGCAGGACACACACACUCACAUACGCUCACACACAUAGAGGCCAACAGACAGACAGCUACCUAAAGCCUGAAAGACGGACAGCAACACAAAAAAAGAGAAAAACACAGAAAGAGAGACAAAGACAGAAAUAGAAACGGACUAACACGCAGAGUCAGAAAUACAGAGACAGAAAGACAGGGAGAAAGAGAAACAGAAAAUUAGACACCAAAGAGAUACGAACAGGGAGGAAGGCCGACUGAAGGAAAGACGGAGAAGAGGAGAGAGAAGCCAGGGCCACGGGUGCCAGCAGGCGGAUGGAGGGCGGCCUGGUGGAGGAGGAGACAUAGUGGCCCGGGCUGAGCUGGGUGGGCCGGGAGAAGCGGGUGCCUCAGCGCGGGGGUGGGGGCAUGGGAGGGGCAGGCAUUCUGCUGCUGCUGCUGGCCGGGGCGGGGGUGGUGGUGGCCUGGAGGCCCCCAAAGGGAAAGUGUCCCUUGCGCUGCUCCUGCUCCAAAGACAGCGCCCUGUGUGAGGGAUCCCCGGACCUGCCCGUCAGCUUCUCUCCAAACCUGCUGUCACUCUCAUUCGUCAGGACUGGAGUCACCCAGCUGAAAGCCGGCAGCUUCCUGAGAAUUCCGUCUCUGCACCUGCUCCUCUUCACCUCCAACUCUUUCUCCGUGAUUGAGGACGAUGCGUUUGCGGGCCUGUCCCACCUGCAGUACCUCUUCAUCGAGGACAAUGAGAUUGGCUCCAUCUCUAAGAAUGCCCUCAGAGGACUUCGCUCGCUUACACACCUAAGCCUGGCCAAUAACCAUCUGGAGGCCCUCCCCAGGUUCCUGUUCCGAGGCCUGGAGACCCUUACUCACGUGGACCUCCGUGGGAACCCGUUCCAGUGUGACUGCCGCGUCCUCUGGCUCCUGCAGUGGAUGCCCACCGUGAAUGCCAGCGUGGGGACCGGCGCCUGUGCGGGCCCCGCCGCCCUGAGCCAUAUGCAGCUCCGCCACCUCGACCCUGAGACCUUCAAGUGCAGAGCCAUAGAGCUGUCCUGGUUCCAGACGGUGGGGGAGUCGGCCCUGAGCGUAGAGCCCUUCUCCUACCAAGGGGAGCCUCACAUUGUGCUGGCACAGCCCUUCGCCGGCCGCUGCCUGAUCCUCUCCUGGGACUACAGCCUGCAGCGCUUUCGGCCCGAGGAAGAGCUGCCCGCGCCCUCCGUGGUGUCCUGCAAGCCACUGGUGCUGGGCCCGAGCCUCUUCGUGCUGGCUGCGCGCCUAUGGGGGGGCUCACAGCUGUGGGCCCGGCCCAGUCCCGGCCUGCGCUUGGCCCCAACGCAGACCCUGGCCCCGCGGCGGCUGCUGCGGCCCAAUGACGCCGAGCUCCUGUGGCUGGAAGGGCAACCCUGCUUCGUGGUGGCCGACGCCUCCAAGGCAGGCAGCACUACGCUGCUGUGCCGCGACGGGCCCGGCUUUUACCCGCACCAGAGUCUGCACGCCUGGCACAGAGACACGGAUGCUGAGGCCCUGGAACUGGACGGCCGGCCCCAUCUGCUGCUGGCCUCGGCUUCCCAGCGGCCCGUGCUCUUCCACUGGACCGGUGGCCGUUUCGAGAGACGCACAGACAUCCCUGAGGCCGAGGAUGUCUAUGCCACACGCCACUUCCAGGCUGGUGGGGACGUGUUCCUGUGCCUCACACGCUACAUUGGGGACUCCAUGGUCAUGCGCUGGGACCGCUCCAUGUUUCGUCUGCUGCAGCAACUUCCCUCGCGCGGUGCCCACGUCUUCCAGCCACUGCUCAUCGCCAGGGACCAGCUGGCCAUCCUGGGCAGCGACUUUGCCUUCAGUCAGGUCCUCCGUCUUGAGCCUGACAAGGGGCUGCUGGAGCCACUGCAGGAGCUGGGGCCCCCAGCCCUGGUGGCCCCCCGUGCCUUCGCCCACAUCACUAUGGCCGGCAGACGCUUCCUCUUUGCUGCUUGCUUUAAGGGCCCCACACAGAUCUACCAGCAUCACGAGAUUGACCUCAGUGCCUGACACCACCAAUGGGACUCUGGGCAUGGCUGGGGCCCCGGGACAGCCCCUUGUCUGGCUCCUGGCCCCACUUGGGGUGACGGCCGCCUGUGAGCUGCUGACCAUGGGCCACGUUCAUCAGCCGCACGUCUAGGCCUUAAGCCCACUUCUUAAAGGAUCUGCACCCAUGGGGUGACAGAGGGUCCCAGCCUAUUGGACCUCCCGAGCUGCCCUUCAGGUCUAAAGCAACAUCUGGACGUCUCGGCUGGGGCAGAUUCCCCAUCAAAGGCAACCUGGGGGUGCAGGUUGGUGCACUGCAUGGAGUGGAGGUGGAGAUCACCUGCAGAGCUCCAUGAGUUCCGGAAGCCCCCUCUCAACCCGCUCCCACCCCCGCUGGUCCCUCUGAAAGCACUGAGGGGUCGAUGGCAUUCCUUUCCCAUUCUAAACUUCAUGCAGCCAAUCGCUUUCCUGGAAAAGCACCAACCUCAAAGCCAACUCAGCCCUGGGCGGGUUCCCCUUUGCUGCUUGUGCGCAUGCGUGCGGCCGCCCGGCGCGCUGUCCCUCUUGCGCCUCUUGCGCGUGCGCAGGGCACAGGGAGGGACAGCGGGAGGUGUCGCGGGGAGCCCGGUGCCCUCCUGGAUGGGCGACGGAGGCAAGGACAAGAAGAGUCCGAGCUCAAUAAAUGCGCUGUGCACCCU